AUGCGCGACGAGCUGCUGUCCAACAUCCGAUCCGCGCUAGACGACCCGCUGGCCACCGCCGGCGUGGGCCGACCUGCGGACGAAGCUCCGUCAGACGACGACGGUUAUCUGGAUUCGCAACUGCUGUCGGCAGCGAGCGGGCGAUUCACCGAUCUGCAGACGCGCAUCGAGGAACUGCGCAACGACCUGGCCGCCGUUCGCUGCAAUCCGGGCGACGGCGCGCUCGAGCGGAGAGAGCGGUUGGAGAAGACGGAGCUGAUGCGGCACCUGUGCUUCGAGUACGACGCCCUCCAGGAGGAAGCCGCGGAGAAGCUGCGCGUCUUCGCCAUGACCAUCGACGCCUUCAACGACGCCCAGAGCGGCCGCAGCUGGUUGUCCAGGAUCGUCAAGCGGUUCGAGAUUGCAUUCGUCAUCGUCGACGAGGUGCACCAGGCCAACUUCGGCGAAAUCCGCCACCGACCUGCGACGGAGUUCCUGCGGGAGCCGAGGCCCGACAGAGCAGGUAAUUACUACGAGUGGCAGAUGGCCUGCCACGGGAAGUCCCGCGCGCGUGCUUGGGACCAUGUUCCCGCAGACAGCGUCUCGCCCUUGCCAAGCGGGGGCUCGUCCGUGGACUUGUCGAUUGUCCCGCGCACUGCGAUGCGCUUCGUGUUCUACAGGGGCGCGCGAUGGAUUCCAUCGCUAUCCCGCGGCGCACUCGCCGACGACGCAGCGGAGGUCACGAACGUCGACGUUGCGUGCCGGAGCUUCCGACGUCAUUUUUCCCAGAUGUUGUGCGAGGGCUUGUUCUUCCUGCGCGCGCUGGCGAGAGGCGAGGUGGGCAAGCGCGUUGGCGGGCCGCGCAUGUCGCUGGAGUCGACCACGAAGGCGGUCUUGACCAUGAUCCUUGCGAACGACGUGGGCGCCAAUUUCGCCACGUUGGUGCGAGGUGCUCUGGAGGACGAGGAAGUGCGGGCGGCGUUCGGUCUGCCGGACUUCGUGGCUGAUGCCCCCAAGCUCUGGCCGGUGAUGGAUGACGAUUGCCUGCGCGGAGGAGAUAACGGAAUCACGGAGACAUGCAUGCGACAGGCGCGGCUUCUCCCGGAGCCGAGCAAGCCGAAGCCGAGCGGCCAGAGCAGCGCGGCUGCGCCGCCGCCCGGAGUCGACUUCGAGGUCGGGGCGGGCGGCUCGCAGGAGACGGUGGGGCCCAUGGCGCAGUUGCGCUGCCGCCUCCUCGGCCAGAUGCUCGAGCGGAGUUUCGACGCCUUGACGUUCUCAUAUUUCAAGCAGAUUCAUACAGGGCAGAUUCAGAGCUUGUCGGAGAAGAAACCCACGGUGUGGAAGGCGAUGGAGUCCAGCGGAUGGUAUAAAGCUGGUCUGCGUGGCAAAGCAAAGGAGACGGUGUUACCGAAAUUGUUGACCAUUCGCAAGUAUAGUGAUCUUGUGCCGGAUCCGAACGUGGAGGUCCCGGCCGUGCCCCCGGAGCAGUGGGGCCGCGCGGCGCUGGGCUGCUACGCGAACGACAACGCUUGUCGCAAACGCAACGUCGACAUUAUGAUUAGUGUUUUAGCGGCCGCCCCGAAGCCGCGCGGGCGGAAGAAGCGCGGGGCGGAGCCCGAGGUGGGCGACAACGCCCAUCUGAGGAGGAAAAUCAUUGUGAAGAGAAGCGCCAGCGGUGGCAUCGACGUGGCGGAGCGCAGCAUCCCCUACACAUACAAACGCACUGCGGCCCGUCGCUUCGCGGAGGGUCCGGCGGCGCAGGGGUGCCCGGCGCGCGUGCUACAUGCGAUGCUGCAAGGCACCGUAGAUCUCGACAUCCACAGCGCAGUUCUGACCAUCGUUUGGCAACUCGUGGAACAACUUGGCAUGGCCGAUAAGGACCUGGUCAAGGAGGAGUUGGAGAUGUUGAAGCGGCUGGCCGAGGACAGGGGCGAGGCACUGCGGGGCGAGUUGCCCGACAUGGGGCCCCAGGCGGCCAAACGCUUCGUACUCGAGACCAUCGGCGGGUCCCGCUCUUUCGAUGCUGAUGCCAUGCCCUUCGCCAAGAAGUUGCAGCGCGUGAGCCGCGUACUGCGCUGGCUGGCAUGCUCGGCGUUGCCCGAGGUUUACGGCGGCUUCUGCCGAGACGCCGCGCUGGGCGACGGCGAGAAGACGGAGAAAUGGCCAGAGGGGCAAACGUUCUCUGCUUUCUACCGGCGCGCGGAGGACUACAUCCUCCGCGAGUGGCAUACGUGGGUGCUCACGCAGCCGGUCAAGCAUUUGUCACUGCAUUUCGACGGCGUCAGGAUCAGCAGAGACGCGGUGCUCGCAAGGCAUGCCUCCGUGGCGGACUACGCCGCUGACGCGAGUGCCCACGUCGCGAAGGAAACAGGCUUCGUAGUCAAAAUCAAGGAGAAGACCCACCCGACGAUCGCGGAGGCACUGACGAGCUGCGGGGCGUGGGUCUCCGCGCCCGUUGUCUCUAGCUUUAGUGCCACGUCCGUGGAGAACAAUGCCGCCAGGGUGGAGAAGGGGAGAACGUACGCGGAGUGUUGCCUGAGCCACGGCGUGUCAAUGACGCCGCAGCUGGGCUUCGAUGCCUGCGAGCAGGGGUUUGAUCUGCUCCACAUGGACGGGCAUGGUUCGCCAUCAUGCGCACUAGUCCACGCGGGGGCUGAGCUCGACAAGGCGACGGUCUAUUUCUGUGACAAAGCCGGUGAGAUGAAUCUGGAAGAGCUCCGUGAUGCCGUCCUCGUCCGGCGAGAUUCGAGGCUAUCAGUCACGUUUCACAUUGAUUUGCCCCUGCGCCGCAGGCGAAUCCGAUGUGUUUCCGGUGUCAAGCGGUCCAUCGAGAAUGUGUCAAUCCAGCUCCUGAGCAGCACUGGCGAGCUGGAAGAUGACGAGAGGCCCGCGACACCAGACCCCUACCUGCCUGACGUCAGCAAGCGGCAGUGGGAGGCCAAAGUUGUUGCCUGGCGCAGGGAGAUGUCACAACUGCUUGACGAAGUGCCAAUUGGUGCGACGGAAUUGGCAGCGGCCGAAGAGCUCGGCGUCUGGGUAGAGCCCUCGCCGCCCGCCGUGCGCGGCUGCCCAUUCCGUGCGCUCGAGCAUGGGAACCAGUGGCUGUCACAUCUCGGCUUCGCCCUGAUCCGGCAGCCGCGGGGUCCGACUGGUCCAGGGCGUUACGUCAAGUGGGGGCCGCCGCGGCGCGAAACUGGAUUGGCCGCGAGCGUCGGCCACUUCGCGGCCGCCAUCCUGCGGCCCGGCAACGCCACUGUGAUAGACCGCCGAGCAGGUCUGCCAGCGGUUCGCGAGUGGUUGGCGCGGGGCGACAUUCCGGACGUCGAGGUGCCCCAAGUCCUAUGCGAUUUCUCCCUCGAGCUGCCGCGUCUUCCGAAGAUCCGCUUGCUCGAGCGACUCAACGCUCACCCUCGGGACUCCCAGUUGCAUUUCGUCGAAGAGUCGCACACCUAUUACAUUAGCGGCGCGCGAACGCAUGGGUCGGUCACGGGAUUGAUACAUGAGUACUGCAGUGUUUUCGACGCUGGCGCUGUGAUUGGGAAGAUGCGGAGCGGGCGGAACUGGCCGCGACCUGAUUAUUUGCGCCACCCUCGCCCGGAAGACGUGGUCGCGGAGCUGCGGGCCACGGCGGAGGCUGCUCGCUUGCACGAGUUACUUGUUUCGCACGGGGCUUGCGACGCCGAGAUCUGCGCCGAGAUGAAGGCAACUGCGAGAGCGGCCCCCCGCUUGGCAAACCAACUGGAGGGUCUAUCUCUCUCGGAUCACGAGAUCGUGGAGAAAUGGCGCCUGGACAAAGAAGAGGCGGCUAGGCGGGGCACCUGGAUGCACUGGACGUUCGAGGCCCACCUCGACCGCGUCCCGGUGUCCCACGAUGCCGUCGAGUUCCAGUUGUUCUUGGAAUUCUUGGGCGCGCUGGAAGGUCUGGCGGCUUUCCGCGCCGAGUGGGCCAUCUUCGCCGAGCACGAGGGGCUUGCUGGGUCAAUCGACUUCGUGGCUCGAGACUCCGCGGGCAGCCUGUGCAUAUACGAUUGGAAGCGGGGAAAUCAUUACCUGGUGCAGCUUAACAUCUACAGGUGGAUGUUGGAACAUUACUACGGCGCCCGCGUGGCCGCGAUGUAUGUGUUCUGCCUUCAUCCGGACAACGGCGACCAGCCAUUUGUGGACGACGUGCCGGUGAUCCCAGAUAUCGAGGAGCCCAUGGCCAUUCAACGCACGAGGCCCCGAGAGUUGCGGGCAAUGGCGUCGGAAGACGCCCGCGAGAUAGACCCCCUGGGCGGCUGGCCGCGGCCAGUCGUGGCGGCGCGCCUGCCGCAUUGCCUGAGCACCGCGGCCAAUUUCGAUCGCGCCUUUCGCCAGAUGUCAGUGGACGUCGCGCACUGGAGACGGAUCAAAGGCAAGAGUACGGCGGACGACGUCGGCGAGGGCUGGGUGCGCCUCGCGGCCGAGCAGCGCGAGCCUCACGAGCUCGCGGACGUGGGCUCGGCGGAUGCACCUGAAUUUCCGAGCGGCGAUGAGGGCGAGACAGCAGUGCGGACAGAGUUGUUCGAGUGCCUGGAGAAGGAAGUCAAGAGUUACGCUGCGGGGGUGGCGCUCCUGCGCCCCAAGCGGGACAGCGAGUGCGUGAAGUUGAAGUUUGCGUUGCUGGCCACGCACGUCUCCAAGUACCACCUCAGAAAGACGCGAUUCGUGGCCUCUGGCACGAAGCAGUUCAAUGUCGUGUGCGCGUUGUUCGACAACGACCGACUUCUGCGAACUCCAGCAGGGAGUUUGCUGAAGCGGUCUGCGACGAUCCUGCGCGAGACAGUAUCGCCUGCUGUUCAUUGCGGACAGAACGCCAUUGACAAGGACAUUGUCCUGGUCCUCGACGACGACGGGCCGUCGUAUCAGAACAAGGCAGCUGUGGGACAUAAUCUCGCGUGCAGACGAGUGGGGCACACGUGCUAUACCCGCGGCUUCGCGGAAAUUCUGUUGCAGGAGUCCUUGCGCCACCAUGGGCGCGUUCGCCCUGCGAUGUCGCGGACGUGCGCUCGCGUCGUGGAGCAGGGCUCCGAGCUGAGCAGCAUGUUGCCGACGCGCGUUGAUCACUGGCUGAAGCUAAUGGGAGACGUGUUCAACAGCGCGCACGUAGAAAUGCGCAGCGCGGCGUUGAUGGAAGAAUGCCACCGGCAUGAGGAAUUCCUCCACGUAUCCAUGGGCGCCAGUAUCUCCAUGGACGCCAGUCUCCAUGUCAAGGGCCAGGCAGAUUAUCGGUCUGCACAAGCAGCGCGCGACGCUGCACCCGUGCCGGACGUGGACGCCAAGCGCCGCGUCCUGACUCUCGCGGGCAGGACGGGCGCGGCGCUCGGUGUUUUCCUGACGAAGGACGAGGGGGCUGACGAAAUAGCUGGAGCCCUUGCAGCUCGUUGGUCGGCGGCGCGCAGAUCGCAGACGGUGUCCGUCGCCUGUCAUCAGCCGAGCAGCGCGCUAUUCCAGGCCUUGCGAGGCUCAGCCUUUCCCAAUUUAUUUAUCUUGAGCCUCGACCCGGUCCAUCUGCCCAUCACGUACGAGGAGACGCACUGGAGGGAAAAGACAGUGGGAUCACGCCUGUUGCGGAUUUUGAUGGCCAAGUUCACGAAGGUGGAUUGCGCACUACCCGCGCACUACUGGGGGGCGCCGUUCGACGGGGCGAAUGCCCCGAAUCUGCGGCCAAUAGAGGAGCGCGCGCGAGCACAGAUACUCGAUCAUUCACUCGCGAAGUCGCGAUCACAACAUGUGAUCGACCACGUGAACGCCGAGCUGCCAUGGAAAACAACGCAUGAGCUUAUCGAAGCAAUUGCCGCGCUGAGCGCGUUGGUUCCAGAAGAGCUUGCUCGCCGCACCCACGUGAAUAACGUUCAACUGAAGAGGUUGCUUUGCAAUGCGACUGCCCCAGCUCGCAUGCAAUGGUUCUUCAAUAAUCAGCGAUUCAGGCAUUCCUUGCCGGCGGCGCGCUUAGCCCUGUUGGGGUCUGGCACGUCCGUCAACGAACCUUUCAACCACGAGAUCAACACGUGGUUUCGCAACCAGGGGGACAUCUACGCUUCGACGGCGGAGCUUCAACUUAGGAUUGGAUUGUCGGGGAAACUGCAAGCCCACAGUUGCGCGCUGCAUAUGCCGACGCUGCGGCAGCUGCGACAGGCCAACGUGCUAUCGCGAAGCGUUAUGGCCUGGGCUUUGCCCGGGGAUCAUUGGAAGAGUUACUGCGCGCUCCAGGCGCAGUGCGGCGCCGACGUCCUGGCGCCUGCACGGCUCCCGCUCCGCGAAGUGCUGCGGCGGGACACGUUCGAGGACUGGCCGUCCCGCAAGCCCGUGUUGCGCGCCCUGCUGCGCUACGUGCUGCCCCGCGGCUCCCACGUGGCCGACUUCUGCGGGCGCAGCGGCCAGGUGUCCAGAUUCUUGAACGACACGGGGCUGGUGAACGCGUACGCGUUCGACCCGUCGCCAAAUAUCCGCACGCUCACGAAGGGAUCCGUCGACUACGCCCGGCUGCACGCUGUACCACUGGGCCCCUUCUGGAGAACCUUCGACGUCAUCCUCUGCCUGAGCGCGGUGGGCGAAGAAAGUCGUCUCCGAGCCAGCGACCAAUCAUGGAAGGAAUAA
Messenger RNA from Prorocentrum cordatum, 6597 nucleotides. Lineage: Eukaryota; Dinophyceae; Prorocentrales; Prorocentraceae. The record is from the annotation of a GenBank genome assembly.